AUGGCAGUGGACGGGACCGGUGCCAAAAGGACCGGCUCAGCCCCGCCGUCAAGACCUGGUCCUUCCCCGACAUCGGCCGCCGCUCCAGUCGCCGGAAAAUGCAGGUUUUUGGCCGGUUUUCGCCCGAAACUUCACCGGCUCGAUCUCCCUCCUCCGGCCACCGUUUCUGGUGAUUGA
This is a messenger RNA of Prunus armeniaca (apricot), 177 nucleotides long. Lineage: Eukaryota; Viridiplantae; Streptophyta; Magnoliopsida; Rosales; Rosaceae. The record is from the annotation of a GenBank genome assembly.